Molecule: messenger RNA, 2831 nt
Organism: Zootermopsis nevadensis
Lineage: Eukaryota; Metazoa; Arthropoda; Insecta; Blattodea; Termopsidae
Gene: NimA
Product: Nimrod A
Cellular component (GO): membrane
Molecular function (GO): protein binding
Source: RefSeq, a predicted model, not a curated record
UGAGUGUGGAGGAGGCUAGAAGUUCUGUGCGAAGCGACAUCUUCAGAUGUGCUUCUGUACGCGAACUGAAUUAGCUUUUUGUUGUUAUUAAACUUUCGCUGAAUUUCUCUCCUACUUCAGAGCACGUGAUAUUUUGAAUAACGGUUACCUAACUGACCUCAUUUUUUAAGUGUCAACUUCUACUACAAGUUGUGUAAGUAUUAUGUUACAAAGCCGGAUAUACGUCAUUGAAGAAAGGGACAUUUCAAGAGCAUAGCAAGCCGUUGAGCAAAGAACAUAGAUUUCGUUUCGGAAAGGCAGUUGCGGUAUAUUCCGAAGGUGAAUGUUGGCAGUCCACACUACCGCGGGCUAGUUCACUUUCCAGACAUUUCCAGUGACAAGGGCCUGAUGAAGCAGGUGGGGUGCUGAAGGAUUCACAAGGCCAUUGCCAUGGUAACCCUUAUCCUGCCCCUAGCAACGCUGCUGUUCGCAGCACUUGUGCUGAGCGCCACAAAUUUAACCGGAGAAAACGUGUGUCACAAGCGAGAAAAGUACAAUGUGACGAUGCGAGUCGUUGUGAAGGAACCAAUGAGAGUUAAGACGUACACGUGGUGUUUGAAGGUACCACCACGCUGCACCAAAUACAAGAUCGAGAUGAAAGACAAGUUCAUGAUUCAGACGGAGUUGCGUGAGCGAGUGGUGGAUAUUUGCUGUGCGGGAUACGAACCGGACCGGACUGAGGCCUUCUGUGUGCCAGUGUGCAGCGGAUGUCUGCACGGAGUGUGUGCUAGUCCAGACACUUGCCUCUGCGAGCCAGGCUACACGGGCCAGCGUUGCGCUACCGAGUGCCGCAAAGGACUAUGGGGUUCAGCGUGCACGCAGCGCUGUCAAUGCCAGAACGGAGCUGAUUGUAACCACGUCACCGGAACCUGCAGAUGUACCGACGGUUGGAGAGGGUCCUUAUGUGAUAUUGCCUGCACCGAGGGGACCUAUGGCCACGAAUGUAUGAAAGAAUGUGCAUGUGAACCUGGUAACAGGUUCAAACACUCAACCUGCCACCACAUAACGGGAGAAUGCAGAUUACCAGACGAGACCUCAGUUGACAACCAGGGGUUGGAGACAUAUCCUACAACUUCACUUCCAAAGAUAUAUACAACCAGCAAACCCAUGGAAACACAAACUCAUGACGAAGGAGCUGGUAAUAACAAAGAUCUUGAUGUAAACAGACAAAUAGACGAUAAUACUGGCACAGUCUUACGAGAAACAGAAGUCAGUGAUCCUCAGACAGAAGACAUUCCACUUUCAGAGACGGAAAUAAGCGUCUUUUCGACUGAUGAUAAAUUUACCACAUCUGUGACAAGCACAACUACUUCCUCAUCUGUGAUAUCUCCUCUUACCACAGAAAAUGAAGUCGGAAAACAGAUACCUAACGAAGUUCGUAACAAUUCAGUGACGAGUAAUAUCCCAUUACCUGAUCAUGAAACUAAUAAACUUGAUUCUGAAACAGACACGAAGGAAGACGAUGAUAAAGAUUUUUCAGAAGAAAGUGAACAGCCAGCCACAAUAAAAAUCGAAGAAAUUGAGCAGACGACUGAAGAAAUAGAAAUUACAGAACCACAAAACAUAAAGAUUCCACCACGCGGUGUAAUAAUCGUUUCUGAUGGUUUGCUGUCUGAAAGAAGAGAUGAAGACGACAGUGAGGAAUCUACAAGCGGUGUCUGGAACCUGGUGUCUAGUGCAAGCGUGGCUGGAGGAGUUGCUCUGUUGCUAAUUGUGUUGGCGGCAGUGACGCUGUUUGUGUCGCAUCGCAGAAACAAGGCAAAGAUGUCAGUUGCCGAGAAAGAGAUUACAUCUGUCAGGAUGCAACGAUUGGAGCACGAACAACAAUUUCCUGGACCACAGAUGUAUAACUGCACGAGGGAUGUCACCACACUUUCACUUGAACAUCUGUUCCCGGACACCGAAUUCCGGCCUACGUCUAGUCCAGACGGCCUGCAGUUGUGUUUCGGGGAUGUGUCCGGCACCAUAGCAACCAACAACAAUCUCGAACUUCCUUAUAACUCCCACAACAAUACGAGAGCUUAUCUAGAGCUCCAAUAUGACAUACCGCCAUCUUCCGUGGGUAGCAAAACCAACAGUUUGCUGCCAGGAAUAGAACCCGAACAUUUAUAUGACGAGAUCCCCUGCUGGCGGAAUACUGCAACUACCCCUGUUAACACGGCCACCAACACGUCUCAGUGCUAAAUAAGUUUGUCAAUGUCAAUAUCGCAAUUUGAAACAGAAUGGACGGUUAACUAUGAUCCGUAAUUGAUCUCCAAUUAACAAGUAAGUUUACUUGAAACAGCGAAAUGUAAUUCCUUAGUUGUAUAGAACCUAUCAGAUAAGAUGAAAUAAUUUUAAAUAUUGUGUUAGUCAACAGUUUACUCAUGAUUAAACUUACUUCUCCCUUAAAAAAUUAAUUCUUUUUUCAACACCCCCUUUAAUAAUAUCACAACUAAUUAAAUGAGAAACUUUAUCAUUCUGAAAAAUGCCAAUAAUUUUAUGAACGAAUGGUGAAUAUUAUAUGUUUCAUAAAAUUUUGAAUGUUAUUUUAAAAAAAGAGAUGUAAACUAGAUUUUAGAAACUACAGGUAACCCCCGAUUUACGCCGGAGAUGCGUUCCUGGACGAACCGGCGUAAAUUGAAACUCUUUUAUAAUGUAAUUAAAUGGGAAGUCAAUGACGUGAGUUCCCGGCAACCAAACUUUGACGAGUAAUAUAAUGGCAUUACAUUUAAAGCUCUGAAAUAACGUAAAUAAAAUAAAGGGAAUUUAAAAAAUAUAUUUUAUACACUUAAAAUCGGUAAUUCGUUGGU